AAAGUUUGAUGGAUGAUAAUUACAAUUUUUCUUUUUUACUUUUUUCUUUUCUUUUCUUUUCUUUUUUUUAUUUUAUAGAAGAGAUAGAAAUAAAAUCGAAGACACGGCGGAUCGGGGGGGGAAGCGAUAAAAGGGGAAAGCGAGAGGAUGAUCGAUGAAGAUGAUAUUAAGGCAGAGGACUGAUUGAAACGUGGGAAAUGGCGAUUGUCGGGGCUAUUAGUGAGAUGAGUGCGACACGUUUGAGUGUAUGGUUCGCUACUGUUCUGUUCGUGGCUACGACUCUCGUCGAUUCCCAGGUCACAUGGACGCCGAUCUACGUGGGCACCUACAGUCAAGUGGACCUUUGGACGCAAACGACGAACGGGUGCGCGUGCAGUUUUAAUUCGUCCAGCAACGAAUGCGCGUGCUGCGUCCCAUCCGGAGGAUGCAGUUGCGGAGCCGCGUCGCCGGACAGAUGUGCUCAGUGCGGGUUGGAGCAAUACUGCGCCAACAUGUGCAACAUAACGCUCGACAGCAGACAGUUGUUCAGCAAAUCGGAUCGCGGAUUUGGCCAAAUAAAGUCGCCAUCCCUUGAAGGGCCAUCGAGGUGUACCUACAGAUUUGUCCCGGACACAGGCCAAAGAGUCGAGUUGCAGAUCUAUCGAUUGAUCUCUAUAGGACGACACAACGGUACCGCAUGCGAGGGUGGUUGGCUGCAGCUCGAAGGAGGUGGACGAGUUUGCGGCCCCAACGAACGCUUCGAUCGACCUGUCGUGCUCUUCUCCGACAAAUCAGUCCCUAUACUCCACAUGCAGAUAAACGAGAGCACGACGAGGUCCCAAUUCCUCGCGUACUUCAGUUUCUCGUCGAAGGCGAGCGUGUCCGUUGGUUGGCCGGUAAGAGGCGGAGAAUCGAAGAACAACACCGAAUGCGACUGGAUUUACAACGACACCGAUUGCCUGGAUGGAUGCGUGUUGGCCAGCCCCGGAUAUCCUGGCCUAUAUCCACCCAACAUUCGGUGCCUCUACUCAAUUACUUCCGGUCCCCGGAUGUCCAUCGCGAUUAACUUCACUGCUGUACUUUUGCCCGAGAAGCACUGCACGAGCGACUACAUAGCCGUAUACUCGGGUUCAACAACGUCGAGUCCCCUCCUGAAGAUGCUCUGCUUCAAGAACAAAACGUCGUUGACGUACAGCGGCCGGAAACUGUUGGUCGAGUUCAGAACGGGGCCGGAAGUGCCGCCUUUCGAUUACAACGGUUUCGUAGCGACCCUUAAUUUUAUAGAAAUCACUACGGAAGCUCCGACAACCGUUACCACGGAUAUCACGAAUAAAAGUGUGGACACGACGAAACCGAUCAACGGUGGUGGUUACAACGUGAUGUACAGCAAUCGCGAUCUCCAGGAUCAUCGUAAAGAUCAAGGCACGAUAUCCGGAAGCUGUGACCUCGAGGUGAGUGGCGAGAAAGUCAGGGCUGGCCACCACGACACCAGAGGGAAACUCAAGUCCACCACGUGCAAGCUCGUGCUUCAUGGACGUGCUUACGACACUGGACACGUCUCGUUGACCAGUUACAAUCUCAGCGCCCAGGCUUGCCAAUCUUCGAUCGAAAUAUUCGACGGCCCCUCCGAAGGUACCGCGAAAUCCCUCGAGAGAAUCUGCAGUCCUGUACAGCGGCCUCCGCCGGAAUUCGUGCAACAAGAUACAUACGUCGAGCCGAAAAGGUACUCGUCUAAUGGCAGAGAUAUGACGGUCGUUCUGAAACGAGCAACGAACAGCCCCACCGACGAGGAAUACAUGGACGUCUCUUAUUACUUCCACGAUGAACGCGAGGGUGGCACUCAACAGCCGGCCAGCGUGUGCGACGUCGAAUAUUACGGACUCACGUCACCGGUGAAAGGUUCCGUGGUUCAUCCGGAUCCUUACCGAUUAUUCUCCAUGGAGAGGCCAAUAAAAUGCAGGCAGCACUUUAUCCCAGCGGCUAAUCAGUCGGUCAUCAUACGCGUGGAGAGCAGCUUGAAGCAGAGUCCAGAUAGCCCUUGCAAAACCAAAUGCGGAGAUAGCGGCUGUCAGUGCGUGAGCAACAAGACCCUAGAGAGCAUGGACCACCUUCUGCUCGUCUCUGAAACCGGUCACAUCGUCACCUGUCUCUGUGGAAAUUAUCAGGACUGGCUCCCGGUUGGUAUCCGUAGCUGGAUGCCAGUGUACAUCGAAUGGUCGAGAUCCUCGAAGGCAGGCCUCAAUUUCCGUGCAGCUUACGAGUUUAUCAAGGACACUUACUGCGGUUAUCACACAACGACAAAGCCGGAAGGCGAGGUGAAUGGCGGUGACUUGGCCAGCAGCGGCUUAAAGCUCAAUCAGUAUUAUCAACAGAAAUGCACGUGGAUCCUGAACUCCAUGACGGAUCGACAGCUCACCAUCGAAGUUAAAUCAACUCAGAACCGUCCCUGCACCGCGUGGAAUUUAACGAUACACGAGUACAGCAAGAACGGAGACCCGGCAGGGCCAAGAUUGCACACAUUUUGUUCGAGAGACACGUACAAAAAUUUCACCCUACCAUGGAAGACUAACACCGUGGUGGUUAGAUUGCAAGCACUAGGAAGGACAGCACCGGAAUACACGAUGAAAUGGCGGAGCGAGUCUGUAAUCGCAAACACGCACAAGAGCGGGCCGUCGCCAGCACCGAAUCACGUGAUAGACUCCUCGACUGGAAAUGGACUACUAGAAGCGCGAAACCUAAUUCUGUUCGCUAUACUAUUCGCUUACAUGGCCGGUUGUUGAGUCUACUCGACACACCGUGUCCUAUACACGUUCCUGUUCACAAUCAGAGAUAAACUGUUGCGAACGAGCCUAAGAUUUGUAUUAUUGUACCACACUGUGUGUGAACGAACUCGAACAUUAAUAUUAUCGUAAUGACUACGAUCGUGUUUCCUGAAAGUUCUUUCAGCGGUUCAAUUUUCUCCAAAAAUAAAAAAAUUUAUGGAUAGAAAUGUUUAAAGAGCGAAAUGAUUGCAUAAAACGAAACUUAUUAUAGAAGUUUUAAAAGCUUCAUGUUAGUUUUCAUAAAAUAUUACGUCACUGGUAUUGUGUGAAGUUUUCUAAAAGUUUAGAAGAGAAAAAGUUCGAGGAAAUAUCGUGCCCUUUUGAUGAAAUAUUAAAAUCAGUCGCCAUAAAAUUACCUCGCUUUUAAUCAUACGGGAACUGAAUAUUCUAAAUUAAAUAGAUUGCUCGAGAAUAAUUGCAAUUAAAUGAAAUUCAUUUCCAAUUCGUUUCUACGCAAAUAUUCGACAAUUAUUUUUUAAAUUGUAUAUUACUUGUCUGCAAUCUAUUUUUCUUUUUUUUUUUUUUUUCAUUUAAAAUAGAAUUUCAUCGUAUUGAACAAAGGGGAUAAUCAAAUGUGUAAUAGAGAUUAAUUUGCAAUCAUAGUUCUCGAGCAAACGAGCAUUGAAUGCUGAUCAAAGAACACGAAAAUUCUAAAAUGAUUUAAUCGAAAGCUCAAAUAUUUUUCAAUUACCGAUAUUUUAGCGUAAUUGUUCGAUAUUGUCACACGUAGAUGAAUAUUAACAAGGUUAAAAUUUCAUCUGAUAAAUUGAAGAGAAUGAAUAGCAUGAAAUCGAAUUUUGGAAUUCAACGCUCUAGUCGAAUUACAUAUAUAUAAAUAUACAUAUAUAAAAAAUGAAUUAAAUGCGAAUCAGAGAAAA
Apis dorsata (giant honeybee) is the source of this 3679-nucleotide messenger RNA. RefSeq lists its product as uncharacterized. Lineage: Eukaryota; Metazoa; Arthropoda; Insecta; Hymenoptera; Apidae. Bases 198 to 2759 code for a protein of 853 amino acids. The transcript is spliced from 16 exons. The record is from RefSeq and is a predicted model, not a curated record. Gene Ontology annotation, cellular component: plasma membrane.